Molecule: messenger RNA, 2642 nt
Organism: Hyla sarda
Lineage: Eukaryota; Metazoa; Chordata; Amphibia; Anura; Hylidae
Gene: YAF2
Product: YY1 associated factor 2
Exons: 4
Coding region: 320-862 (180 amino acids)
Biological process (GO): positive regulation of DNA-templated transcription
Cellular component (GO): nucleus
Molecular function (GO): DNA binding; transcription coregulator activity
Source: RefSeq, a predicted model, not a curated record
UGCAUGGCUUCCAUCGCUCUCUCAUGUAGGACACAUUGCAGACAAUCUGCCAUAUUGUAGCCCAGUGGACGAUAUGCUGAGCGCCAUUUCCGUGGCUGUCCCGCCGCUCGGAUCCCGGGAGCCGCUUCAUUACCUCCCCAGUCAGAUGAUGAGCUGACGCCUCUCCCGCUGUUCGGACUCGGCCGAGGGCGUCCUGUGAUUGGACGCUGCGGGUCACGUGUGGCGGCGGACAGCUGGCUGCGGCUGAUCGCGGUCGGUGCUACCGCUCGUGUGCCGGGGCCGUGGUGCUCGGCCUCCGCCUCUAGUUCUCCGCCGCAGCAUGGGAGACAAGAAAAGCCCGACAAGGCCGAAGCGGCAGCCGAAGCCGUCGUCAGACGAGGGGUACUGGGACUGCAGCGUGUGCACCUUCAAGAACAGCGCCGAGGCCUUCAAGUGCCUGAUGUGUGAUGUGCGCAAGGGGACGUCCACCCGGAAACCACGACCUGUUUCCCAGUUGGUAUCUCAGCAGGUAACGCAGCAAUUUGUGCCUCCCAUGCAGUCAAAGAAAGAGAAAAAAGACAAAACAGAGAAAGAAAAAAGUGAAAAAGAAAUAUCUAUUAAAAAGAACAGUAACAAGAAAGCGAGGCCACGAUUGAAAAAUGUGGACAGAAGUAGUGCGCAGCAUUUGGAAGUUACUGUGGGGGACCUAACGGUCAUUAUUACAGACUUUAAGGAGAAAACAAAGUCCCCUCCUACAUCCAGUGCCACUUCUGUGGACCAACAUAGUCAAAGUGGAUCUGGCUCAGAAAACACAGAGAGGGGGAUAUCCAGGUCAUCAUCACCCAGGGGAGAAACCUCAUCUGUAAAUGGAGAAUCUCAUUAAAGUUGCUCUAGUAUUUUCUAGAUAUUGUGACAAGAAACUUCUUUCUGCCAAUAGUAUCCACAGUUACAUGGGAAAUAUCUGACGCAAAUCUGAUAUUUUUGAGAAAGUGAGUAUGUAUGCACUUAUUUUUUUAAUGCUGUAUUUUAAGUGCGCCUUGAAAAACAAGACUUUCAAGGUUAGUGACACCAAAAGAUGAAAAGGGUUUGCAUAAAUGAAAAUAUUCACAAUAUUCCUGAUUCAUGUUGCUUGAUGUAGGUACUUGGUCAUUUUCCAGAUGACAAUAGUCCACAAGCUGCCAUGUCUACCCUGUGUGAUCUGGCUUUAGGAGUCUUUCCUCAACCCAAUGUACAGUAGUUCUAGGGACACCAUUAUACCUAUGCCAUCCUGUAGUCUGCAUUGUCUAGGUAACAAAAGUCUGUUCUUAGAGAUGUAAUGCUGGACAUGCAUGUUGGAACCAUCAUCGUUCAUGUCUUGUAAGUUGACACUUUGCUAUGUAAAGAAGGUAGCCAUCUCUUAUGGCUAAAUGGCUGUACGAGAGUCUCCAGCAAGCAUUCAGAACCUUUCACACAUACUGAAUAUUAUUUACAGAGCGGGUGUGGUGAGAGAUUACAUAAACCAAUUUUACUGCAGUCACACAGCGUGGGCUUCUACACACAGCGAUCCUCUAAAUGACAUCCGUGUUGUUCAGCUAUUCAGAGAAUUAAAGUCGUUCGGACUCUGUGAAGAGGCGCGUGGGGUUCCCAUCAGUCUAGAUUCAUGAAUAAUCCCUGUAAAUUACAUUAAAGCAACCCCCAGGUUCUUCUGUGUUUAGGGGGGGGGGGGGGGGGGAUUUACUAAACUUUAAUUUUACAAACCAGUCUUUAGUAGGGUGGAUAAAAAUGUAACAAAUGUGUGUAUGCCUCUUGUCACAGCUCUAGUUGUCUGAAGCUGGCUUGGAUUUCAGCUACUAUGUAUGCUAAUUUCUGGCAUAAACUAGUAAAUCUGUGGGACCAUGGUAGCGCACACCCCUUCUGCUAAGCUCCACCUACUUUUUACAAAACUGGUAUUAAUUGCACAAUGAUUUUCUUAAAAUAAGGGUUUAUGCUUAAAUUUUCGACAUUUUGUCAUAACAGAAAGCUGGCAUACUUGGUUUAGUAAAUGUCUCUCCUUAAUCUACAGACAGUAGCUAAUGCCUUCCUUUUUCAUGUUUCUGCCGCAAUUUUACUUAUUUUAUGCAAAAUUACCACCUGCUUCUCAGACUAUCCUAUACAGUGUAUUAGCGCUGGUCCAUCUAAGAACAAGAGUGACAUGUCUAAGUUCUGUAGCCUAGCAUGGGGAAUUCGGAGUAGGCGAUUGUUUUAUGUAAAAUAGGAAGGGGGCAUGGAAUCAGAAGAUUCAAGGGGAAGCACCAGGUAUUUUUAUCUUUACAUUUGGCAUUUAUGUGAAUGUAUUUAAUAGAGAACCAGAGGGUCGUUUUAACCCCUUCACAUUAGAACAGUACUUUCCAUCAACAGUUGUCCACUGUGACUCGGAUAAGCAAAAUGACAUCACAUAAGAACUGUAGGGCUAAAUGUAUAUGUUUAUUUAAAUGUCAGUCAUAAGGAAAUGUAUAUAGACCCUUUCCAUUUUUAGGUGUUGCUUGCCCUAUCUACGCUUAGAUGUCAUGUAAAGUGCACCUGCGGCCAACCCGAAAGAAAGUUAGAUUUUCCUAUCACUAGAUAGCUUUGGAUGCCCUGGUUAGGCUGGGUUCACACCACGCUUUGUUAAAUACGGUUCCCGUAUACAGCUGGGAGGAGGGGGC